AUGGUUUUCUCUGGAAAUCAAAACCAAUCACGUGAUUAUGUUCCAGAAGAUAUCAUUCAAAAUAUUUUUACUUUCUUACCAAUCAAAGAUGCAAUUGAAAAUUCAUCAUUUGUGUCAACAAGGCACACACGAUCAUGGUGUUAUAACCGUCGUUUUUUGUUUGGUAUAGAUUUUUAUUUACGAUACAAUCAAUUGAAAUUGGCAACAAUAGUCGAUCAUAUAUUCAAUUUUCACAAAGGUAGUGAAAUUAAGAUAUUUCAGUUACAUAUCAAUCCUAUUGGGAUCGAAAUUUUUCUUAGGAGAUGGUUAGAAAUAUGCACUAAAAAAGAUCUAGAAGAACUGGAGUUGCAUUUUUACGAAUAUGGUUUUAUAAUUGAAUUUAGUGUUUUUAACGCACUACACCACUUAAAGGCACUAAAACUCGUUAACUGUGUGAUUCAGUUAUCAGAGUCUCCAAGUGGCUUGCAAUUUCUGCAAAGACUAUAUCUAUGUAACCUACACAUCACUGAAGAUGUGUUUAAUGUGCUGAUUGAGCAUUGUAAAAUGCUUGCAAUGAUUGAUUUGAUUCAAUGUUCUACAAUUAAGAAAUUGAUCUUAUUGGCCAAAGAAAAUAAACAUCUUAAAAAAUUGACAAUCGAUAGUUGUCGAGACUUAAAAGAGAUUAAAAUUGAUUCACCAACUCUUCGUUCAAUUUUUUAUCAAGGAAAUUUCGUUGAGGUUCGAAUUGCACAAGGGGUGCAGUUGUAUGAGGCUUUUCUUAAUUUUAUACCUUCCAAAAAUUGCAUGCAAUCUACUCAGCUUGAAGCUAUAGUUAAUGAUCUCUCUCAUCUCUCAAUUCUCACCACUACACAUCUACUUAUUGAGGUUAUAGUUGCAAGCAUUCGAGAUGGGGUAUUUCGAGACACACAAUAUUAUUUUGUAAAUUUGAGGGAACUUCAUUUGAUCAUGGAUGGAGGAAUAUUUUGCAAUCCAUAUGAUAUAACCAUGUUUCUCAAAAUCUGUCCAUCCUUAAUGAAAUUGUACAUCGAUCUAAAUGAUUACCAACUUGAUCUAAAAAUGUAUUGGGAAAUGCACCAGAAACACUUGCUUGACAAUUGCAGUCACAAAUUUAAUAAUCUCAAGGUUGUUGUCCUCAGAAGUUUUAAGUUUCUGCCUUCUGAACUUGAUUUUAGUAAGGAUUAUUUUGCAAAGAGCAACAAUUUUGGAGAGUUUGGUUUUUUAUCCACCAAAAACUACAGGUCUUAG
Messenger RNA from Vicia villosa (hairy vetch), 1245 nucleotides. Its product is annotated as putative FBD-associated F-box protein At1g61330. The coding region runs from base 1 to 1245 and encodes 414 amino acids. Lineage: Eukaryota; Viridiplantae; Streptophyta; Magnoliopsida; Fabales; Fabaceae. The transcript has 3 exons. The record is from RefSeq and is a predicted model, not a curated record.